Molecule: messenger RNA, 2547 nt
Organism: Lotus japonicus
Lineage: Eukaryota; Viridiplantae; Streptophyta; Magnoliopsida; Fabales; Fabaceae
Exons: 3
Coding region: 130-2460 (776 amino acids)
Source: RefSeq, a predicted model, not a curated record
AACUUUUUUUUCUCUAUAAAUAGAGACUUGGUUUGAUAGAUUUGGACACAGAAAAAAAAACCAAGUUUUUCCCCAUCUUUAUUAUCUCUCUCACCAUCUUAUUAUCCUUCUAUUAGCAUUUGUUUUGAAAUGGAUCCCAACAAUCACCAUUACAACACCCAGAAUUCUUCAAGCUACCCAAUUUCCAACCAAAAUCCCAACAACUAUGAAGAUCCAAAUCAAUUUUCUUACCCACGUCCUCAAAAUCCCACCAAUUAUCAAGUCCCACAUCAAUUCUCCAACCAACGUCCUCAAAAUCCAAACUAUUUUCAAGUCCCACAUCAAUUCUCCAACCAACAUCCUCAAAAUCCAAACUAUUAUCCAGAUCCAAAUCAGUAUUCGAACCAGUCAUCAUUUGUUCCAAACUUUCAUCCAUCUUAUGGAUCUGUGAGAUAUCCAUCUCAAACACCCCAGUCUAGUGGUUAUAUGCCAAUGGUUCGUGCAAAUUUUCCUAGUGUUGAUGGACCGGAAUUUCCGGAAUUUUCAACACAAGUCAAUCUUGGUGACGGGUCAGCUGAUAAUGAAGUCAAUGAAGUCACUCCUAAGAGCAAAAAAACGCAUGCACCCGCAUGGAACACUGCACAAAAUAUGGUGCUAAUUAGUGGGUGGAUUAACUGUGGAACAAGCAGUGUUGUGGGGAAAAACCAGAAAGGAGAAACAUUUUGGAGAGAUAUUGCUGAGUAUUGUAAUGAGCAUUGCUCAUUCGAUCCUCCGCGUGAUGGAAUUGCAUGUCGAAACCGUUGGAAUUAUAUGAACAAAAUACUGGGUAAAUGGAUUGGCGCUUAUGAUGCCGCUAAGCGUCAACAAGGAAGCGGUUGGUCGGAUAAUGAUGUUUUGGCAAAAGCGCAGGAAUUAUUCGCAUGUGGGAAGAAUGUUCAAUUUACUUUGAUGGAAGAAUGGAUCGCUCUCCGUGAUCUACCACGUUUUUGUAGUCAAGUAGGAGGAAAUGGUGGCUCAGCAAGUAGUGGAUCUAAGAGAUCUCACGACAGUGAUGCAUGUGGCUCAACCACUAUAGGAUCAAUUCCUCGUCCAAUGGGUAGGGAGGCAGCUAAAAGAAAGAAUAAAAAGAAAAGUAAAGAACCUGUCGUUGAGGAGAAGGGGAAAGUUUGGGUUGAAUACAAAGAUUUGAAGGCUCAAGAGAUUGCACGAAUUGAUAAGCUAACAAUGGUGCAAGAACAAACUAACCAAUUGAUGAAAACCAAUUUGUAUCUCAAGCUAAGUUCUGAAGAGGAUCUCGAUGACCGUAAGAAAGAGCUGUUGAGUAAGUUGGCCCCAUACCUUCAAAAUUCUCAACUUGAAGAAGCUUUUAUACUCAACCAAUUAGGGUUGGGUCCAAACCAAAAUUUGGAAGAUAGUGCACCUCGUAGAAAGUAUGUCCGUAGAGAUCAUGCAGCAGCAAACCGAAGGCUAAUUGACGACUACUUUGCCAAUGAGCCUACAUAUGACGAUUCAAUGUUUCGUCGUCGGUACCGGAUGCAAAAACACGUUUUCCUUCGAAUCGUUGGGGACCUUUCAAGUAGUGAUAACUACUUCACCCAGCGAGUUGAUGCAGCCAAGAAAGAAGGUAUAUCACCCUUAGCAAAAUGUACCACAGCAAUGCGAAUGUUAGCAUAUGGUGUGGCAGCAGAUGCAGUCGAUGAGUACAUCAAAAUAGGAGGUACUACAGCACUGGAGUGUUUACGUAGAUUCUGUAAUGGAAUCAUACGAUUGUAUGAGCACGAGUACCUGAGAGCACCAACUCAAGAGGACCUGCAAAGAAUACUACAGGUUAGUGAACAAAGGGGGUUCCCAGGCAUGAUCGGGAGUAUUGACUGCAUGCACUGGGAGUGGAAAAAUUGUCCUAAAGCAUGGGAAGGUCAAUUUACUAGAGGGGAUAAGGGAACCACUACAGUUAUUCUUGAAGCAGUUGGAAAGGCUCCAACUGUGAGUUUCAUUGUGAAUCAACGUCCCUAUAAUAUGGCAUACUAUCUAGCUGAUGGUAUCUACCCUUCUUAUCCAACUUUCGUCAAAUCGAUCAGACUUCCUCAAAGUGAACCGGAUAAGUUGUUUGCACAAGUUCAGGAGAGAUGUCGGAAGGACAUCGAACGUGCAUUUGGAGUUCUUCAAGCUCGUUUUAAAAUCAUCCGUGAACCAGCUCGUUUGUGGGACAUAGCUGAUUUGGGUAUCAUUAUGAGGUCAUGCAUCAUAUUACAUAAUAUGAUUGUUGAGGAUGAACGAGAUACAUUUGCUCAACGUUGGACCGAUUUUGAGCAAUCUGGGGAAGGUGGAUCUAGUACACCGCAACCAUACUCGACCGAGGUGUUACCCGCUUUUGCAAAUCAUGUGCGUGCUAGAUCCGAGUUGCGUGAUUCGAACGUUCAUCACGAACUGCAAGCAGAUCUAGUGAAGCACAUAUGGACAAAGUUUGCAAAUGCUUCGUGAUGGAAGAUGAUUUGUAUCGUACUAAUUACGUUAUUUGUGUGUUGUGUGCUUAGUUUGUUGUCUUGCAUUUUAAGUUAAGAAAAUAAA